AAGAAAUAACACUGCCUCUUGUAGUAUCAAUAAAAAUGCAAUAACGGAGAUUGCUAAAAACAUGGUCUCGACCAUACAUGUUCUUACCUCCUGCUUGCCUGGCAUUACAUAUAUAAAGCUCCAUUUACAUCCAUGAUUAUUGACAAAGAAAUUUCCUCUUUGUUUCUCUUCACUUCACUAAAAUUGAAUACAUCUGAUUCUUGAUCAUCAUAUUUCUAUACUUUCCUCAUCAAAUCCUCUCUGCACCCAGACAACUAUGGUUCAGCCAACUCUUGUCGCUUCCAGGCUUACGCAGAAGCCACCUGGUCUCACAAUGCCACGGGCUGGCAAUUACCCCGUGCCACAGGACAAUGAGUCGCAGGUCGACUCUGCUGCCGAAUCUUCGGCGCGCCCCCCCCGCUCAGAAAACGAAUUGGCUCAAGGGGAGAGAUCAAUCGCUGAAAAUCCCUUCGAUAGUGAUAGUAGCAGGAUUCUAUUUGACGCUAUCGAUCGUCUUCAAUCUUGCGGUGUCAACCAGGAGUUGGCCAUACCUCAGUUAGUCAUUGUUGGAGGUCAAUCUUCUGGCAAAUCCUCGUUGCUGCAAAGCCUAACCGACAUCCCGUUUCCAGUCGAUACUGGUAUCUGCACUCGCUUUGCUACACGGAUAGUAUCUCGAAGAACUGCUGCGGGCAGUGAAAAUGCUGUCAAGAUCACUAUUGUCGACCCUGAGGUGACUAAUGUUGAUGUUUUCGAUUACCCAUCCAACGACUCGUACAAGGACUAUCUUUAUACAAGUGACCGCUUGGGGAUUGAUGACUUCAAAGAAAUCAUGGACGAGAUAUCUACCAAACACAUGGGCAUCAGAACAGGCCAAGGGGUUCACGCAAAGAACUUCGCGACUCAGGUCCUUCGCAUUGAACUCUCAGGCCCAAAGCGCUCACAUUUCAGUAUUCUUGAUGUACCAGGUAUAAUCUCAUACGCUCACGAUGUCAAUCAGCAUGAAGCGUACGGCGUGAAAUUGAUGGUCGAGGAGUACAUGAGACAACCAGCCAACAUUGUCAUUUGUGUGGCUGCCGCUGAUGCAGAUCUUGCUACUCAGGGAAUUUUCCAGAUGGCUGCUGAUUUGGUUGACAAAAAACGUCUUGUGGGCGUCUUUACCAAGUGUGACAUGUUGGUGAAUCCAACUAAGGUGAUCGAGAUUGCUAGCGGACGAGGAAAAGAUUCGGGAAAGUCAAUGCAAGAUGGGUGGUUUGUAGUACGAAACCGGUCUCCAUUAGACGGCGAUGACUUCGACAUCAAAGAAGCCGAACGUAAACUUUUCAGCCAGCCACGUUGGGACGAGAUACGAGAAAACCGACGAGGCUCAAUUAUGCUACAGAAAUAUCUCGGAAAUCUUCUCUGUGCCCAGAUCCGCGGCAAUUUCCCUGCUAUCCAGGAAUCUGUUCGAAGGCUUCUUUCAGAAGCCGAAGAGUCCAGGAAGGGUCUGGGAGACCCUCGCCCAACUCACAGCCUUCGCCAGCAAUACAUCAGAAGUGUGAUUGAAAGAUAUCACACAGUAGCAGUCAAGACGCUCAAUAGCCCCGGAUCAUUUUCUGAGGCAGCCCUUCGCGUCAGGGGACUAGUGCGAGAGGCGAACGAAAGCUUCACUGAAGAGAUGCAAGCCCGCGGGCACACUCACUUGUUUGAGGAUACAAGUGUUGACCCAAUGAUCCAGCUCACCAAGGCUGUGUCCUUUUACUCAGCUAGGUUAGCAGGACAUCCGCCUCCACCGAACACCACCGAGCAUGGUGACCAAGAGCAAGUCACUACACCUCCUUUGACCCCGCCCACAAAGCGCCACGCUAUGCGUAAGAAACCGACGGUGGCCUCCCAGCUACGUACGCCACUUGUAGAAGUUAUUCGCGACCAGCUUCGCAUCUGGCAGACAACUGAGCUACCGGGCCUUGUCAAUACAGAUGUCAUUAAGAUUCUCUUCAGAAAACAGUCAGAGAAUUGGCAGCAAGUUGCAGAACGCUACAUUGAAAUCGUUGCCAACGACAUCGAGUACGCUUCGAAUCGGAUUCUCGAAGACGUUUGCUCACAUAGCUGCUCCAGCAAUCUUUAUGAAAAGCUUUCUAGAGUUCUUUCUCAACUUCAGCAACAAGCUAAAAAGAAGGCGAUCCGAGAGCUCAAAGAGCACUGCCGCCGGGAGCUCGAAUCUCACCUGCAAACAACCGAUCCGCGUUUCCAGGAAAGGUUGCAAGCGCUGCGCACUGUUCGACUUCUCGAGGCUCUUGGGUCCAUUCCAAGUUUCAAAUCGGGUUCUUUCGACUUGGCUCACUCGAAGCUGUUGUUCCAGCACUUCCACCACUCCAUCGAAGGCAACAUGAUCAACGACGUGCAUGAUGUCGUCAAAGUAUACUACGACUUAUCUCUCGAGGCGUUCAUCAGAUAUGUCAUCAAUGACAUUAUCGAAGAUUUCGUGUCCUACUCUGGGGGGCCCCUCAUGGGCCUGUCAACUGAUUGGGUGUUCACUCUGAGUGAAGAAGAGGUUCAAAAGAUGGCGCGAGAGGAUGAUGAGACUUUGAAAAAGCGUGCGCACUUUGAUAGAAUCAUUGAGGGGUUGAAGACCGCGCAUGAAAUUGCCGAGAAGGCCAGGAUUCAGACUAGAGAGCUUGGAGACAUGUAAUAAGCUGGUAUACGGGAUUUAAGUCAUUAUUUGAUUGGGAUAACAGCUUUCUGGCACCUGUAUUCAAGCUCCUGAGCACUACAUAGUUGUAUUUCACCUUCGUACAUUACAUCUUACUGCUUACCAUCACAUGCUAUAUAUAGGGACGCGUCUACAAUCCCGUCAAUGAUGGUCAUCAUUUUGCUUGACAGUGAAAGCCAGUAAAAUACAUGUAGAUAUUCUUUUCCAACUUGGGGAUAAGAAAGCUUGUCGAUUCCGAUAUCAUUGCACCCUAUAUGGACCUGGAAUUUGGACUGCAUCAGCAUCAAAGAUAGCCUACUCCCAUUCUUGCCC
Molecule: messenger RNA, 2980 nt
Organism: Colletotrichum navitas
Lineage: Eukaryota; Fungi; Ascomycota; Sordariomycetes; Glomerellales; Glomerellaceae
Product: vacuolar sorting protein VPS1
Exons: 6
Coding region: 257-2647 (796 amino acids)
Cellular component (GO): membrane; cytoplasm; microtubule
Molecular function (GO): GTPase activity; microtubule binding; GTP binding
Source: RefSeq, a predicted model, not a curated record